Homalodisca vitripennis (glassy-winged sharpshooter) is the source of this 701-nucleotide messenger RNA. RefSeq names its product survival motor neuron protein (gene Smn). Gene Ontology annotation, biological process: mRNA processing. The transcript has 5 exons. Gene Ontology annotation, cellular component: nucleus; cytoplasm. The record is from RefSeq and is a predicted model, not a curated record. NCBI's taxonomy places the organism in Eukaryota, Metazoa, Arthropoda, Insecta, Hemiptera, Cicadellidae. Bases 192 to 701 code for a protein of 169 amino acids. Gene Ontology annotation, molecular function: RNA binding.
AUUUACUUGUAUUGUAUCUGAACAACCCUACCGGUAAGAGUUGACUAUAGUUAGGUUAGAGUUGUCUAUGGAACUCGAAAAGGCUUUCCUAAAUUGCUAGUCUGGAGAUAUAACAGUCUAGUCUAAUAUGUGUUAAAUUUAUUUGGUUUAUUCAUUAUUAUUCUAAGCAAAAUAAUUAGUAAUUCAGUUAAAUGGCAAAGAUGAAGGCUGAAGCAUCAUCUGAAGAGGCUAACUUGUUUAUACACAAACAGGAAGAUUCAGAAGAUGAUGAUGAUGUGUGGGAUGAUGCACAACUUGUCAAAGCCUAUGACAGAGCAAUCUACAAAGCCAAACAACAGAUUCUGGAUAAAAUCCAAAAAGAAAUGAGUCUGACGGAAGCAGAUAUACAGGAUGUGCUUGGUGAUCCGCCAACCCCCAAAAAGCGAAAGAAGAGAAAAAACAAAAGCAAUACUGGUGGUAAUUAUCCGAUGUGGAAAGUCGGUAGUGCGUGCCGAGCAAUAUGGUCAGAAGAUGGAGAAGAAUAUGAGUGUGAAAUCGUGGAAAUGAUCGAUGGAAACUGGUGCACUGUGAGGUUCAUUGGAUACGAUAAUGAAGAAGAAGUGCUACUAAGAGAACUGAUCCCUUCCUUUGGCAAAAGUGUGAUAGAGUUCCAAUUGGCCUCUGCUAAGUCCUAUAAUGCUGCUUUAAAGGUAACUGACUAA